AUGGCGGCGCCCGUGUCGGUCUGUCACAUCGCCUGCUGCGCCAACCGGGCGGGCGGCGGCGUCGUGGCCUGGGGCCGGGGCGGCCUCCUCGCCUUCGGCAGCUGCCACGACGUCAUCCUCUACGACCCGGCGGUGAGGCGAGCGGUCGCCGCCCUCCGCGGCCACGCCGGCAGGGUGAACUGCGUGCGCUGGGUCCGCCGGCGGGACCGCGCUGCUGAAACAGAGUUAAUUUCUGGUGGAUCUGAUAAACAACUUAUUCUUUGGGAAUGGAAAGACACAGUAGCAUGGAAUAAUCAGGCUGUGAAAAGCAUUCCUCUCAAAGGGCACACAGAAGCUGUUUUUGCUGUGGAUGCUGUCUGCCAGUCAGAUGAACCUGAUUUAAAUGUGCUAAUAGCUUCUGCAGCCUCUGACUCUACUGUGAGAAUCUGGUCUCGGCACGGUUCAGAAGCUAAAUGCAUUGAAAUUCUGCAGUUUGGAAAUGGAUUUGUUAUGGAUGUCUGCUUAUCCUUCUUGCCUGGCAGUGAUGUACCAAUACUGGCUUGUGGUGGUGAUGACUGCAAAAUAAGUUUGUUCAUACAGCAGAAUGGUCAGUUUCAGAAAACGUUAAUACUCCCUGGCCAUGAAGAUUGGAUAAGAGGCGUUGAGUGGGCAGUCUGUGGUGAAGACCUUUUCUUAGCAAGCUGUGCUCAGGACUGUUUGAUAAGAAUUUGGAAAGUAUGUACAAAGUUAAAGCAACUUCCAGAAACUGAAGAUGAUUCCAUAAAACUGAAAGAGAAUAUUUUUACUGUUAAAGAUGCUGACACAUCAUAUGCAGUUUCUUUGGAGUCUGUGUUGGCUGGUCAUGAAAACUGGGUGUAUGCAGUUCACUGGCAACCUUCAUUUUCAAAAGAUGGCAGCAUGCAACAACCAAUGAGGAUAUUAUCUGCAUCAAUGGACAAAACCGUGAUCAUCUGGGAACCUGAUAAAGAAUCUGGAGUCUGGCUAGAACAGGCAAGUGUCAGUGAAGUGGGUGGCAAUACUCUUGGAUUUUUAGACUGCCAGUUUAGUCCAGAUGGUUCAAUGAUCAUCGCUCAUGCUUUCCAUGGAGCACUACACCUUUGGAAACAGGAUACAGUUAAUAAGAAAGAAUGGACUCCAGAAGUUGUGAUUUCAGGACAUUUUAACAGUGUAGAAGAUGUGAAGUGGGAUCCAGAAGGAGAGUUUGUCAUCAGUGUGGGCUUUGAUCAAACUACAAGGCUCUUUGCUCCAUGGAAAAGGAAGGAAGAAACAGAGGUGACGUGGCAUGAAAUUGCCAGGCCUCAAGUGCACGGGUACGACCUGCGCUGCCUGGCGAUGAUCGGCCGCUUUGAGUUCGUGUCAGGAGCAGAUGAAAAAGUGCUUCGGGUUUUCCGUGCUCCCAAGAACUUUAUAGAAAACUUCAGUAACAUCACUGGGAUCCCAAUGGAGAAGCUCUGCUCCCGUUCAUCUGAUCUCCCAGAAGGUGCAACUGUGCCAGCUUUGGGAUUAUCCAAUAAAGCUGUUUUUGAAGGAGAUAUGGCUAUUCAACCAGAUGAGGAUGAAGAAUCAUUUAAUACCAUUUCAAAUCAGUAUCCAGAGAUUUAUUUUCAACCCUUGAUCCUUACAGAACCUCCACCAGAGGAUCACUUGCUGCAGAAUACCUUAUGGCCUGAAAUUCAGAAGUUAUACGGACAUGGAUAUGAAAUUUUUUGUGUUGCUUGCAAUAAUUCAAACACUCUAAUUGCCUCAGCGUGUAAGGCUUCCAAAAAAGAACAUGCAGCAAUUAUUUUGUGGAGCACUACUUCUUGGAAGAAACUGCAGACUUUGUCUUUUCACAAUCUGACUGUUACUCAGCUGGCAUUUUCUCCUGAUGACAGCUUUUUACUGGCUGUUUCUAGAGACAGGAAUUGGUCACUGUGGAGGAAACAGGAUUCUUCAGAGUCAGGACCAGUCUUCACUUGCUGUGCAUACACAGAUAAAAAUACAGCUGUUCACAGUCGAAUCAUUUGGUCCUGUGAUUGGACACCAGACAGCAAGUAUUUUAUCACUGGCAGUCGGGACAAAAAGGUCCUUAUCUGGGGCCAGUGUGAUUUGCCAGUGAUUACUGAAGGGAAUGAGCUGGAUGCAAUCAAGCCUUGUUCAACAGUGCUGGAUGCUGGGGAUUCUGUGACUGCUGUUGGUAUCAGCCGUGUGCUUACUCCUGAUGGAAGAUACAUUGUUGCAGUAGGCCUAGAGAAUGGGAAGAUUAUCUUGUACACAUGGAAGCAAAGUGGGAAGGAACCAGCACUGGCUGACUGGACCACAGGUGUUGAGAUAGAUAACAGCCAAAGCCAUGCUCUUGCUGUGAAGCGCUUGUGCUGGAGACAUCACGCAGGCAGAGCUGGACAUAAUGAUGAGAGCAGCAGCAAGUGGUUGCAGCUUGCAAGUUGUGGAGCUGAUCACUGUGUUAAAAUAUUCAAUGUCAACAGAUUUGCUCUUUAGCAAAGACAGCAGGCCUGUUUGUGCCAAACAGAUUCACAGCAUUUUAUUUCAACUUUUAGCCACUUUGAUAAUUGAAUUUUCUAUUUUCUGCUGUGGAAAGUAAAAUAUCUUACAUGUAACUUAUUAAAGCAGCUUUAGUGGAA
Messenger RNA from Melozone crissalis (California towhee), 2621 nucleotides. It is a transcript of the gene ELP2, whose product is annotated as elongator acetyltransferase complex subunit 2. Gene Ontology annotation, biological process: tRNA wobble uridine modification. The coding region runs from base 1 to 2478 and encodes 825 amino acids. The transcript has 22 exons. Gene Ontology annotation, molecular function: protein binding. NCBI's taxonomy places the organism in Eukaryota, Metazoa, Chordata, Aves, Passeriformes, Passerellidae. The record is from RefSeq and is a predicted model, not a curated record. Gene Ontology annotation, cellular component: elongator holoenzyme complex.